Molecule: messenger RNA, 5274 nt
Organism: Betta splendens (Siamese fighting fish)
Lineage: Eukaryota; Metazoa; Chordata; Actinopteri; Anabantiformes; Osphronemidae
Gene: pcbp4
Product: poly(rC) binding protein 4
Biological process (GO): negative regulation of mRNA splicing, via spliceosome
Cellular component (GO): nucleus; cytoplasm
Molecular function (GO): mRNA binding
Source: RefSeq, a predicted model, not a curated record
UGGCAGCACAGCGCGAGCCGAGGCAGUGCGUCUCGCGCGCGCGCUCCGAGCAGCACAGUCGUUUCCACGUGUCUUUUCUCUUUUCGGACUGUUUUGUAGCUUUAUUGAAUCCGUCCACGCAGUCCCGCCGUGACGCCCGACCGCCUUAUUCCGUGUAACAAUCAAUGCCAGUGCUUCUAAUUGGACGGGGUCGCACCCCUCCUCCUCCUCUUCCUCCUCCUCCUCUUCCUCUCCGGCGUAUUGUCACUGACAGUCGGAUUAUUCGCUCACAGCAGCAGCAGCAGCAGCACCGCGCCUCCUCCCGUCCUCUCCGUCCGACGAUGCAGAGAACCGAGGCGAACUAAGGCUCCAGCUGCACGGUUUCACUCGGUGAAGAUGCGUCAGCCGCAGAUCUGAGCGUCAGCUGAGGAAGAGAAACGAGGAUCAGAGCAGCAGCACCGGCCGCCCCUCGUCCUCCCGCUACUGCAGGCUCUUCCAGGGUUCUCCGGGUUCUCCAACGGGUUCUCUGCUCCAUACGCCUCGGGGCCUCCGACCUUCAUGCGUCUCCCAGCGGCAGAGUCCACCCACAACUCCACCCACCACACCACCACCACCGCCAUGAGCUGUGAGCAGGAGUUUGGAGAAGGAGCCAUGGGAGUCACGCUCACGCUGCGCCUCCUCAUGCACGGAAAGGAAGUCGGAAGCAUCAUUGGCAAGAAAGGGGAGACUGUGAAGAGGAUUCGAGAAGAGAGCAGCGCAAGGAUCAACAUAUCAGAGGGCUCCUGUCCAGAGAGGAUCAUCACCAUCACAGGGCCGACAGACUGUGUGUUCAGAGCCUUCACCAUGAUCACCUUCAAGCUGGAGGAGGACCUGGCGGCUUUGGUGGCCAACGGCACCGUGACCAGCAAACCUCCCGUCACCCUGCGGCUGGUGAUCCCCGCCAGCCAGUGCGGCUCGCUCAUCGGCAAAGGAGGCUCCAAGAUCAAGGAGAUCCGAGAGACGACAGGUGCGCAGGUGCAGGUGGCAGGUGAUCUCCUCCCCAACUCCACAGAGAGGGAGGUGACGAUCUCAGGGAGCCAGGACGCCAUCAUCCAGUGCAUCAAAACAAUCUGCACCGUCAUCCUGGAGUCUCCGCCAAAAGGAGCGACCAUCCCGUACCGACCCAGCCCGACCCAGGGAGCUGUGCUUCUAGCAGGGAACCAGGUGUUCGAGGCGUCAGACUUUGGCUCUCACCACCUGUUCUCAGUGGCACAGGGAGGCGUGGACCUGCAGCAGACGUACGCGGUCCAGAGUCACUACGGGAUUCCACACACGGAGUUGGCGAAGCUCCACCAGCUCACGCUGCAGCAGCAGGGCCUGGCAGCGGCACCGGUUCUGCCCGGAGCCGUGGACGCCGGGUCCCAAGCCGCCUCCCAGGAGCUGCUGAUCCCCAACGACCUGAUCGGCUCCAUCAUCGGUCGCCAGGGCUCCAAGAUCAACGAGAUCCGACAGGUGUCGGGGGCUCAGAUCAAGAUCGGCAGUCAGAUCGACAGCACCAGCGACCGGCACGUGACCAUCAGCGGGACGCCCAUCGCCAUCAACCUGGCCCAGUACCUGAUCACGUCAUGUUUAGAGACCGCCAAAUCCACCGCCCAGUCCUCCUCCAUGCCGUCUCCCGUUGACCUGACCAUGAGCUUCACCCAGCCCCCCCCCGCCUCCGCCUCCGCCUCCUCCUCCUCCCCCCUGGCAGCGAUGGGCGCCGCUCUGCCCCACGCUCCCAUCCUGGGCGCUCCCUAUGCCCUCCCCCUCUCCAGCCUGCUGGGAGUGAAAUCCAUCCCAUACCUGGCACUGUCCACCCCUCCCGCCUCAGCAGCAGCAGCGGCCGCCGCCGCCAUCGGUGCCCCGGUUCUACCCGGCUCCGUGCCCACAGCGGCCACCGGCCACCGUCCAGGGUCCCUGCCCACGCGGCGGCGGGCAGCGGCACUCGCCUCGUACACGGCCAAGAUCUCGUCCUCGGCCAACGGGAUGAAGAAGCCGGAGCGACAGAAGUUUGCCCCGUACUGAUGGAGCAGAAAUGAGAGGAUGCGUCAGCAUCACUGAGGCCCAUUCUGAGCUGCCCUUUUUCAUUCUGUUGCACUUCUUCUUUGUCCCAUUCAAAAAAGUGGGAGAACUGGAACGUGUUUGACUCAGAGCAGCUGAAGGCAAACAUCCUGCAGUCCUGGAAGGAGCUAGAGGGCCUGAGAAGCUAAACCCAGGGUAAAAUAUUACAUUCAAUAAAAUAAUUCUUUAUCAGUCACCGAAUGUGGACGUUGGAGUUUAAGCGUUGCCUCCAACCGUCAUCCAGCACAGACAUCAGGAAGGAGGGGGAGGGGCCAUGUCCUCUGACUCCACCCCCUCCAUCCACCAACAAGAUGCCAAAGUCAGCUUACAGAUAUUAGUUCAUGUCUGCACCUACUCUGAUGUUAGUGCAGUGAAAAGUCAGAUUCAGUGUUGCUGCCUCUCGUCCUUUUCCAGUAAUCCCACUUUUCAUCAAGCUUUGUUUCCUUUUUGUUUCUUUUCCUCUUUGCUUUCUUCUUUUUUACUUCCUUCCUCUUUGCUUCCUUGUUUUUUACUUCCUUCCUUUUUACUUCCUUCCUUUUUGCUUCCUUUGUUUUUACUUCCUUUCUUUUUACUUCCUUCUUCUUUACUUCCUUCUUCUUUACUUACUUCCUUUUUACUUCCUUCCUUUUUACUUCCUUCCUUUUUGCUUCCUUUGUUUUUACUUCCUUUCUUUUUACUUCCUUCUUCUUCACUUCCUUCCUUUUUUUUACUUCCUUCCUUUUUACUUCCUUCCUUUUUGCUUCCUUCGUUUUUACUUCCUUUCUUUUUACUUCCUUCUUCUUUGCUUCCUUCUGUUUUUAUUUCUUCCUUUUUACUUCCUUUCUUUUUACUUUCUUCCUCUUUGCUUCCUUCCUUUUUUUUACUUCCUUCCUUUUUACUUCCUUCCUUUUUGCUUCCUUCGUUUUUACUUCCUUUCUUUUUACUUCCUUCCUCUUUACUUUCUUCCUUUUUACUUCCUUCCUUCCUUUUUGCGUUCUUUUUACUUCCUUCCUCUUUGCUUCCUUCCUCUUUACUUCCUUCCUUUUUUACUUCCUUCCUUUUUACUUUCCUCCUGUUUUACUUCCUUCCUUUUUUACUUCCUUCCUCUUUACUUCCUUUUUACUUCCUUCCUCUUUACUUCCUUUCUUUGUCCUUCCUCUUACUUUGAUUCUGCUUCUUGUUUCUGCAGCUCUGCCUCCUCAGAGACUUGCUCAGUGCAGGUUCUGUAUGAUGAACUGAAGGUUCUUUGGGCCACGCCUGUAAAAGCCAUAGAGACUAUUUGUCUGUUCCCUGCUCCUUACUCUUUAUUCUGUUGUACGUGCUCCUAUUUAUUGUAUGAAAUAUUCCCUCAGAGAGUUUCUAUCGCUGGUCACUAACACGGGGCCAAGCCAUUUGGCUUCAUAUGAUGUCUACCUGUAUGUGACGACUUCUCUGCUUCCUCCUUUCUUUGUUCACAAAUUUCAUUCAGUGUGUGUAAAUUAUUUUCUAACUUAUUGAAGGGGUGUUACAGGUAAAAGCAGUGAACCUGUCUGACUUAACCAUCACUGUAUUAUUACUGCUACUAACCCAUGUUUUGUUAGACUAGUGUUUUCACCUGUGGACACACACACACACACACACACACACACACACACACACACACACACAUUCUUGUACUUACAUCCAAGGGAGGACCUCCAUUGACAUAAUGCCUUCCCUAACCCCUCACCCUAACCAUCACAAAUAAAGGCAGACGUCUAAUCUUUGCUCUGAUCCGAACCAAAACUAAAUUCUAACCUCAGCCCUAAAAUCACAUCUUAACCCUCAAACAGUCUUUCAAAGAAGUCCUCACUUUGGUGGGAAAAUACGUUUUUUGCUUUUUGUUUCUCACUUUGAUGCAAGUACAAGUACACACACACACACACACACAGAUGCGUCCUCUGGCUUUUUGACCUUCAGCAUCCACAGAACUACAGACGCUGAUAUAACCCAUUUCUGUUUCAUUGCGGCCGUUUCCUGGGUCAGUUCUACAUGACAUUCGUUCUUGACGGCAUUGGUCUGAUUUUAUUGUGCUUCGUUUUUGUGGGCUGAGCUUCAGGAACCAUGGUUUCUGGGUCAGUACCGCCGGUCAACGAGGGCUCGUAGCAGAACUAUCAGGGACAGACGAAUCACACGGGCUUGGGUCCGUGACCAUAGAGGACAGAGACGCUGACCAGUCAAUAAGCUUUGUACUGAGCGUGCAGCAGCUCAGCCAGAGACUCAGGACUGAUAAUCACUCAUUCUACUGCUGCAUGCUGAGCACCGUGGCGUCUCUGCAGGGCCGGGCCGGACCGACCCGACCCGACCCGACUCGACCCGACUCGGCCCGACCGUGCGCCCGGUCUGUCAGUAGUUCUGUGGACACCGUCAGUGUGGUUUCCUGUCUAAUGCUGCAUGUUGUCACCAACACACAUGUAAAUACACAGAGACACAUCCCACGGUACAGAGAGUAAAAGCAAUACCAGGCAGAACCGUCCGAGCAGCUCCGCGCUCACAUCCAGCUCCUCCUCCGUCUCGUCUGACUCAUUACACAGCUCACGUAUUUUUAUAAAGUCAGAUCAUGGUGACGUUGCUGGACGGUUUCCAUCACGUCCUCACUUCUGUGUGUUUCCUUUCAUUCUGUUGUUUUUUCAUUUGCAUGAGUCUGACUUGAAUUGAUGUCUAUGCAAACACAUCUUGGUGCGGUUCGGUUCAGCGGCCCACGUGGGUCCAGGAGGAAUGAGGCGACACUUCUGGGUCCGAGAGCGUCUUCGCUGACGAUCAGUUCACAGGCAGAGGCCUGAUCCAGGUCUGCUGAUCCUGAUACACUGAUGCACAGGCUGCAGUGAGCUGAAGGAAGUACAACCUUCAGUUCACGACAACGGAUCUGCUGCAGAAAAACUAAAACAACUCUAUAACGAAAGAAUCAGCAGGUAAAAGAAAGCUUCCAGUGCCUCGUUCCCUGCUUUAUACUUUAACUGGCCACAGUUCCUUUGCAUAUUAAAUGUAGUUUACCUGAUUUAGCUGAGCUCAGACCUUUUCACGAUGUCUCCUGGGUUCAAGCUGCUGCUUCGCCUCGAUCAGAACCGCUCAUCAGCGUAGACGUACUAAGACCCAGACGGUGGUUCUGAGGUGGACUAACACAAACACAUUCACUCGGAACCAACAGCUGAACACGUUCUGAACAAUGUUGCACUGAACCUGAGAGAUUCAUCCUGAGAAUAAAGCACUGUCACCUUC